AUGAAAGAACUGGAAAAAUAUGCUAGAAUCGUCUCAACACCGAGGGAAUUACUGAUGUUCCUGAAAAGCCUUCCUAAAAGUCUCGAAGAUUUCUAUGAGCUCAUACUGAAAGGAUUGGAAGAUGACAAUCACAGUAUGAGAGAUAGGAGAGAUGGAAAGCGAAUUCUACAAUUUUGUUUACUUUCUCACCGUGGUCAUGUGGAGCUUAAUGAGUUACAUAACGCACUUGCGAUACCUGGUCUGGGACAGGACCCCGAGCCCGACUUCCGCAACUGGCAAGAAUUAGAUCAAUCGCCUGACAUUUUAAAAAGGUACGGGAGUUCUUUGAAAAGCCAGCUGAUUCUUCAUGAAGAAAUAACCAAGGGUAUGUCUUUUACUGAGGACAUGCUGUGGGUCUCGGCGCAUGGCGGAGAUUUCCUCAAGUACCUAAACGAAAGAGCUUUCUUAAGGUUUUCGCUGGGGUACUUAGCCCAUAACCAAGGAUCCAUCCCUCGUGAAAGUUUGAAUAGAUGGGAAGAUUUUCUCGCCGCUCUUCGGAAUAAUCCGCUUUCAAUCACAAAUAUGUUUUUUGUACGAUUUACCGGCCUUGCGGCUACCCCUAAACACUUAAGGGACCUCAACGAUUUGCUGCUACUUGGUGCAGAGAUUGGAUAUGCUACAGCCGUUGGAAUUUUGAUUAGUGUCCCGGCGGAAAUUGAGUGCAGGAACCUCAAAGAUCAGACUCCCUUGCACCUGGCCGCUCGAGAGGGUCACUGCUCAGUCGUGAACGUAUUACUGGAUGGUGGCGCGUCCUUGCACACUAAGGAUAGGUCGGGAAUGACGGCCCUACACCUCGCAGCUACGAAAGGACAAGGUAAUGCUAUAAAAUUAUUAGUACACCGCGGCGCAUCAGUCAAUGCCGAAACCUGGUUGUGUACAACUGCACUACACGUGGCAGCUCAGGCUGGUCAUGAAAGCAUCGUUGAAUUUCUGCUUCAGCAUGGUGCGGACAUCGAAGGCGCCGAUGCCUGCGGAUUGAGACCAUUACAUUUGGCCGCGAUCGGUGGAAACAGUGUGGUAGUUCAGCAUCUUAUAAGGCAAGGGGCAUCUAUCAAAUCACACAAUCGUUAUGGAUACAGCGCUAUUCAUGUCGCACUCUUGUACGGACAGGUGGCAGCUUAUAAUUAUCUCGUUGAUGUCGGGUUUAGCAACCAAGAACCCGAAGGAAAAGAGGAUUUGAGCUCGCUAUUUUCGGCUGUUGGUGAUUUUCGCACAGAGACCUUUCAAUCUGGCCUCAAUGCUCUACAUGUUGCAGCCCUCUAUGGACACGACACCGUCGUAGAAUAUUUGGUAGCGCACGGAGUCGAGGUUGAUGUUCGCAGUCAAUACGAAUAUUGUGCCCUCCAUCAUGCCGCUCAAAAUGAGCAUGAAGCUGUCUGUCAGGCGCUCUUAAGGCUUGGAGCGAGCGUUGGAGUUCUUGAUCCAACUGGGAAAACUGCACUUCAUUUAGCGGCUCAAAAUGGCCAGGAGCGGCUCUGUGUAAUAUUUCUUCGUCUUAAUGGGGUCAAUAUUGAAGCUUUUGACAACGUAGGAACCAAUGCACUGCACUCGGCGGCCCAAAAUGGACAUGAUAAUGUUUGCCGCCUGAUUUUGGAUCAUGGUGCCAACGUCAACAUUGUUGAUCGAACUGGAAAGGAUGCACUUCAAUGGGCGGCUCAUAAUGGCCAUAUAGAUGUCUGCCGUGCGCUCCUAGACCGAGGGGCCUCUAUCGAAUCGCACGACCAUACCGGGAAGGGUGCCCUUCACCAUGCCACUCAGAAUGGCCAUGAUGACAUUUGUCGCUUACUCGUGGACCGGGGAGCAUGUAUACACCAUCAGGGCGAGGAGGACUCCGCUCUGGCUCAAUUAGCCACUCGGAAUGGCAAUGGACACAUGAUAGAUGACUACAAUCUUCCUUUCGUAGGCGAUCGAUCGAUUCCCUUAAUUUUGGAUGAGGUUCAGUGGGUACCGGCUACGCGUAACCUGACUGGCAUAGAGUAUUAUAUGAACCUUCACCAGGAAAUCAUUACUCAAUCAUAUGGGGAGGAGAGUGAAAGGAUUUCGUCCCACGACGUUCGAGAGGAUCAGUCUGUCGAUGAUUUAUGGUGGGAGGUAACAGAUCAAUCAGAAAGCACGGAGGUUGGAGAUGAUCCUUUGCAUGGCAAUUUGGCGUUUGGGGGUGGUGGGCGCGUAACGGUUCAAGAAAACCAAGAUGAACCUGACGGCGUCAGUCAGAUCCACCCCGUAGCAGAAGACUACAUGGAGUGGGAUGGAUAUAAUACAGGUGUACCCCGCUUGGAGCCGCUGGCCGACCCGCGACAUAUUCCUGAUUCCGUGGUUAUGGUUACAGGAGUGCACGCAGACCGGAUCUACCAAGAUAAGUCCGGAAUAUGUGCGCAGCUACACCGGGCAGCUCGCCUUGGGGAUUCAGGUCGUUGCUUAAACCUUUUAAACCAGGGAGCCUAUGUGGGGUACCAAGAUAGCGAUGGACUCACCGCACUUCACUAUGCCGCACAAGAUGGUAACUUGGAAAUAUGUCGAACUCUCUUGAUCGCCGGGGCGGACUUAAACACGCAGGAUUGUAAGGGAUUCAUCGCUCUUCAUUACGCAGCCCAAAAUGGGCAUGUGGAUACCUGUGAUCUUCUGGCCUCGGGGGUGGGCAAUAUAAAUGUAGGUGUUCUUCACCUUGCAGCCCGGAAUGGCCACGCGGAAAUAUGUGCCACCCUACUGGCCGCGGGAGCGGAUGUAAACGCAAAGACUCCUACUCACGGACUCACCGCUCUUCAUUAUGCAGCGCAAAACAGCCAUGAGGAAAUAUGUGGUACUCUCAUUGGCGCAGGGGCGGAUGUCAAUAGAGGGACCGAUGAUCGACACAUCCCUCUUCACUAUGCAGCGUAUAAUGGCUCUGCAGAUAUAUGUGCCAGGCUACUGGUCGCAGGGUCGGACGUCAACGCGAACGCUGAUGGGGAAAUCACCGCUCUUCAUUAUGCAGCGCAAAAUGGCCAUGUGAACAUAUGUGUUACUCUCAUGGGCGCAGGGGGGGUGUGA
Molecule: messenger RNA, 3066 nt
Organism: Morchella importuna
Lineage: Eukaryota; Fungi; Ascomycota; Pezizomycetes; Pezizales; Morchellaceae
Exons: 3
Coding region: 1-3066 (1021 amino acids)
Molecular function (GO): protein binding
Source: RefSeq, a predicted model, not a curated record